AUGACAGAAUGGGAGUUCUGGUCUCCUGCAGAUACUCGAGCCAGCCCACACAUCAACAAACUGGUGCCUUAUGACUUGUCUUAUGUGGGUACUGGGAAUUUCAAAGCAGUGAUAGAUAGGGUGGUCAAAGAAGAAAUCAUAGAUGAAAGUGCGCACCUUCCAUGUUUCAAUGGCAGAGUUGUCUCCUGGCUGGUAGCAGCAGAAAGUAGUGCCUCAGAUACACAGUCCCAGUGUGAUUCACAGCAGGGGGAUCCCACCCCACCCCCCAACCUUCCAGGAGAGAGAGUGGGAGGAAUUGGAGACAGUCGCCCGCCAUCUUUUCAUGCUAACGCCUCAUCAGUCCACAGCCAAGACAACGAGCCAUGUGACACAUGUACAGAGACAGACUCCGUUAUCAGCUCACGACGAGAUCGUCAAAAUCAGCAAGUGCGUUCUUCAUCCAGACAGUCUAUAACUCAUCCCAGAGACACUCGGCCAAACAAUGACAACUUACAUAUCACAAGAGUUACAAAUGGACACAAUAAGCACGAGCGUCAUCGAGGCGGAGGCCAUGGUUAUGAGACGUCGUCGUCAGUCAUCACAAGUGAUAUAGAAACCACUAGCUUUUUCGAUUCUGAAGACGAUGCUUCAAGCAGGUUCUCAUCAAUGACAGAUGCUACAAGUAGGUCAUCAAAAUAUGGUCGUCAUCGGCGGCGGAAACGGAAACAUCGUAUGCCCCCUAUCAGCAGAGUGAGUACUGCUCUGACUUCUUUAUCUGGCAUCAGCUAUGCAAUGUGCGUAUUCCUGGCAACAACAGCUCUGUUCUGUAACCACUUCCCCAUGACAACCUGUAUUGUAUUAUCACCCUGUGCUGUAGAUGGUGGAGUGAUGUCAGUUUCUACCAGCAUAAUGUACAUACUAGGCUGUAACUGCUCUAAUUCAAGGUGCACUGAAGAGGCCAAGGCCAGAGGAAAUGAGUUUGUGCUCGAUGGCAGCCAACUUAGCCUGUUUGAUAGAAAAAUAGCAGAUGGUCAGGAUUGGAGUGAUUUUAAUGGAUGGCUGUAG
Lingula anatina is the source of this 1044-nucleotide messenger RNA. Its product is annotated as segment polarity protein dishevelled homolog DVL-3. Gene Ontology annotation, cellular component: cytosol. Gene Ontology annotation, biological process: canonical Wnt signaling pathway; intracellular signal transduction. Lineage: Eukaryota; Metazoa; Brachiopoda; Lingulata; Lingulida; Lingulidae. Gene Ontology annotation, molecular function: frizzled binding. The record is from RefSeq and is a predicted model, not a curated record.